ACAAUUCUCGCUGCUCGAUUGGCUCCCAAGCAUUCGUAUCGGAUCGACAACCAUGAUGGAAUGAUUGUUACAGACCCAGACCACCUAGUUUCCGGAACGUCCGUGGUGGGAGCAUUGUAUUGUCAGCGACGCGGUGUGCUUCAAGAACGCUUUCGUGGUAUAGAAGCAGAUAGUACAAUUAUGACAGUCGGAACAAUUGUGCAUGCUCUAUUACAAAAAGCACUGCGGGAUAAUUUGUCCACGUUAAAUGACGUUAUUAAAAUGGGACGAGAGUAUAUCAAUUCAAAAGAAAUGGUGUCUACACUUUACGCAUGUAACAUGACUGGAACUGAAGCAUCGAAUGAAAUCGAAAAGUUCUAUCCUAAAAUUUAUGAGUUUGUCAAAAAUCAUAUCAGUCAUCAGAGAUCCAGUACAAAAUCGAACUUACAAAUCUAUGCUAUAAGGGAUAUUGAAGAAAACAUCUGGUGCCAUCAAUUGGGAUUAAAAGGAAAAAUUGAUGUGACUGUAGAGGCAAGUUACGGGCCAAACGAACAACGCCAAAUAAUGCCGCUAGAGUUAAAAACAGGUCGGGCUAGUUUUUCUGCCGAACAUAAAGGUCAGAUUGCUUUGUACGAAAUGAUGAUGAACCUCGUAGGGCACAAAGUACAAAAAGGUAUUCUCUUGUACCUUCGUGAAGGAAAAUGUGAACCUGUAGCUAGUAAUCGGAACAUUAGGCGUGAUCUUAUCAUGCUACGAAAUGAAGUGGCUCACUAUAUGUCACGCACUUUAACGAAUGUAGACCGUGAUAGUUUCGACCUUUUCAAAGAUACUCUACAAUUACCGGAACCGCUCAAUAACCAGCACGUUUGUUCGCGCUGCCCGUAUAAUGUGAUAUGCACCAGCUAUCUAAAAUACGAAAACAGGGUGUUCCAUGAUGGCCACAGCAUCAGUUUAAUUGCUAAUGAGGCCUUAAGGCACCUAAGCAAUAAUCACAUUGAUUAUUUUAUUCAAUGGGCUGGUCUAAUUUUUUUGGAGAACGAAGAAGCGAAAAGAGGUUUUCAUGUAAAGCAUCUGUGGACGAAAAGCCCGGAAGUGCGCCAGAAGAUGGGACGUGCUGUCAGUAAUUUAAAACUGGUUGGACGAGUUUUCAGAACUGGCGAUGAAUGUUUUCAUACCUUCACGUUAAAUUCCACUUCAAACGACGUUGUAUGCGUCUUUAACCAAUUAUCUCAGUACUUCGAAAUUAACGAAUACCUUAUCUGCAGUACUUCCAAAAGAAUAGCCGUCGCAGCAGGACGAGUCGUUGGUGUUGGCAAACGGGAAAUCACAAUGUCUUUAGAAAGAGAUCUAAGUCAGAACUACUCAGAUGAACUAUUUCAUUUGGAUAAGUACGAAUCGCAAUCAAGCAUCACAUUUAAUUUGACCAAUAUAGGUGUAUUACUGGAUGAUACAGAUAGAUCAUCUAAUCUUAGAAAAAUUAUAAUUGACCGAGAGAAACCAGCUUUCACACGAACCGUACCAACGACUGUUGCCGUCGCAGCAAAGGAAAUUUUACGAGAUCUCAAUAAGCAUCAGAAGAUAGCAGUUCUAACCGCAAUUGGCACCAAAAGCUAUUGCCUAUUCAAAGGCCUCCCAGGCACUGGAAAAACUAAAACUGUUGUCGCUCUUGUUCGUUUGCUUAUAGCUCUAAAUAAAACCGUACUAAUCACUAGCAACACACAUUCCGCUGUAGAUAAUGUUCUAAAACGACUACUGCUACAUGAUCUUAAAUUUCUGAGGCUUGGAGCGGCUUCGAGAAUUGACCCGAGUCUAAAGAACUAUUCAGAGGCUACACUGACAGAGGAUUGUUCUACUCCAGAGGAACUUGCAGCCGUAUAUAACUCAUUUCAAAUCGUUGGGGUAACAUGUCUGGGAUCAGCUCAUACGCUGUUGGUCCAACGCAAGUUCGAUUUCUGUAUCGUUGAUGAAGCAACGCAGGUAUUCCAAAGCGCAGUCAUCAGACCUCUGCUAUCAUCCGAUAAAUUCGUCCUCAUUGGAGAUCCCGACCAGUUGCCACCAGUGAUAAGGUCUCGUAAAGCUAAGGAUCUUGGUGCCGAUGAGAGUCUUUUCUUACGACUGGAUUCUGAGCAAUCGUGCUGUGUGCUUCCAACUCAAUAUCGCAUGAACAAAACCAUCACUAAACUAGCGAACGAUUUUUCUUACAAGGGAAAACUCAUGUGCGCGAACGAAGCAGUAGCAAAUGCCACCAUAAAGCUACCACAAAUUCAUAUAAUGCAUCAAAAACACAAGCUGGAGAAAUGGCUUUUACGUACGACCGCUUCCCAGUUGGAACUAUCAGUUGUGUUUAUAAAUACGCUCAAUACGUAUAACAGUAGUUUAGCGUACGACGCAGGUAGAAAAAGAGAAUAUUCUUACACAGCGGGAAACAUUGAAGAUGAUGUGACAGUACAGCCUAAAACUAUCUACGAAAACUAUUGUGAAGCUGCAAUUGUUUUCUAUACAAUUAUGGCACUGCUUGAGUGUGGAGUUGAGAGUAGUUCUAUAGGUAUCAUUACUCCAUUCAGAGCUCAAGUCGAACUUCUACGAUUCUAUCUUCAAUUAAUGGAGAAGCUGUAUGCCAAUGAUAAGGAUGCUUCGUGCGCAAAUAUUGAUAUUGAAGUUAAUACUGUAGAUCAGUACCAAGGAAAGGAUAAAGAUAUUAUACUAUACUCCUGCACGAAAUCAAACAACCCGGAGCUUCCAUCUUCUUACGAAGGAGAUACUUCGAAUGAAUAUGAAAUACUGCAAGAUACUCGAAGGCUUACGGUAGCAAUAACGCGUGCCAAGAAAAAACUCAUCAUCAUCGGAGACAAUCAAAGUCUUGAGAAGUACACACCAUUUAAAAAUCUUAUUGAGUGUGUUUCGCCUGCAGGUAAAAUCACGCUUCAAAACAGAUUAUUUGGCUUCGAAUGGAGUGCAGUUUUUAACACGUUAGAUGCCUUACAUGAUUGCGAAAAUCAAUAA
Messenger RNA from Sabethes cyaneus, 2982 nucleotides. It is a transcript of the gene Dna2, whose product is annotated as DNA replication ATP-dependent helicase/nuclease DNA2. Gene Ontology annotation, cellular component: cytoplasm. The transcript is spliced from 10 exons. The record is from RefSeq and is a predicted model, not a curated record. Gene Ontology annotation, biological process: replication fork reversal. The annotation marks the transcript as partial. Lineage: Eukaryota; Metazoa; Arthropoda; Insecta; Diptera; Culicidae. Gene Ontology annotation, molecular function: single-stranded DNA helicase activity; 5'-flap endonuclease activity.